AUGCAAUUGUCUUCUCUUAUUGUCUCAGAUAACUCUGAGCUCAACGGUAAGGGAAUCCAAGGUCUUCACGAAGGCGGUGGUUUUGGCUACUUUGGCGUGUCCGACAAUCUUGGCCAGGAAUUCAAUUAUGAUGCUGACAAGAAGGUGCUUUUCCAAAAUGAGAAUUCCUUUCCAGCCAAUGUCGGUUUCAUGUUGGCUGAAAUCUACGGGGAUUUCCUUGCUGUUGGACUUUCAGUGACUCCAAGUGAUGUUACUUUUGAUGCAGAUGGCAGCUUCAACAUUGGAAAGCAGCUCUAUGCUUGUAAGCGGCUCAAUGACCCUUACCACUACUUCACUGACGAGUAUGGUAUUGUUGCAGGCGAUGCACCCAAUGACAGUUGUGUCAAGAUAGCACUUCAGAAAGUUGGCGACGGACCUUCCUCUACUACAGAGAUGAACGCCUACUACAACUUUUUCAGUGCUACAGCUUCCCUUGCCUCCAAGGCCAUUACCAAGUCUUUCACAGGCUUCGUUUACACUGCCGCCCAUGCCGCAGAAUUCAUCGAGGACUUCUCCCAAGUGAACUCGAUUGUCAGCGAUGCUGUGACCGAAACUCUUGAAGUGCCCGGUACUUUCCACGAGUACGACUUCCCCGAAACCAUUUCCCCAUCUUCCCCAGAACCCCUCCUCGUGAUGCCCGGUUCGUAUCUCCCCGAGGAAGAGGAAUCGAUUACCAAUCGUCGCAGAAGCCUCAAGGCUACCAGCGACUGGCAAACCAUUGAGCUUCGUAAGAGCCCAAAGAGAGCUUCCCCCUCUCCGCUGCCGGUUCCAAUUCCUGCUCCAACCCUCAAGCCGAAGUUUCAGCUGUUUAGAAAACGCAUGAAGCACAAUAACGGCGGGUUCAGAGAGCCUUCUCAAGACAUGAAUAAGGUCUUGACCCUGGGAAACAUGUUCCUUGUUCUCCAGGAGUGCUGA
Messenger RNA from Candidozyma pseudohaemuli, 954 nucleotides. RefSeq lists its product as uncharacterized. Bases 1 to 954 code for a protein of 317 amino acids. NCBI's taxonomy places the organism in Eukaryota, Fungi, Ascomycota, Pichiomycetes, Serinales, Metschnikowiaceae. The record is from RefSeq and is a predicted model, not a curated record. The transcript is spliced from 3 exons.